This is a messenger RNA of Calliphora vicina (urban bluebottle blowfly), 1660 nucleotides long. RefSeq names its product chitinase-like protein 3. Gene Ontology annotation, cellular component: extracellular region. Lineage: Eukaryota; Metazoa; Arthropoda; Insecta; Diptera; Calliphoridae. The transcript has 4 exons. Gene Ontology annotation, molecular function: chitinase activity; chitin binding. The coding region runs from base 111 to 1589 and encodes 492 amino acids. Gene Ontology annotation, biological process: carbohydrate metabolic process; chitin catabolic process. The record is from RefSeq and is a predicted model, not a curated record.
UAGUGUCAUUCAGUCGAAACCAAUGUUAAGUUUGAAGCGGUAUUUUGAAAUCGAACAAUAAAAAGUUAUCUCAAUAAGGAUAUUAAAAGUCCUUAAACAUUUUUCAAGAAAUGUUCAUAAAAUGUUUAAUAUUAACCAUAUUGUGCGCAAUAUGGCAGCUUGAUACAGUAGUGGCAAAUGAAAGAAAAAAUGUUGUCUGCUAUCAUGGAACAUGGUCUACGUAUCGUCAAUCAAAGGGUAAAUUCGAUGUCGAAAAGGACAUAGAUCCCUUCUUGUGUACACAUUUAAUGUACGCCUUCUUUGGUAUUGAGGAAACCGGUGAUCUUAGGAUCAUAGAUCCAUAUUUGGAUAUGGAAGAUAAUUUUGGUCGUGGAAAUAUUAGAAAGUUCAAUGCAUUAAAAUUGAAAAAUCCCACCUUAAAGACAAUGGUGGCCGUGGGUGGCUGGAAUGAGGGAUCGAAGAAGUUUUCAAUUGUUGCAGCUGAUCCAGCUAAGAGAGCUAGAUUUGUGCAGUCAGUUGUGCAAUUUAUACAAAGACAUGGUUUUGAUGGUUUGGAUUUGGAUUGGGAAUAUCCCAAUCAGCGACACAAGUUGACGAACAAUGAUCGUGAUAACUAUUUGAUUUGGUUGAGAGAAUUGAAGGAAGGUUUGGAACCAUUUGGCUAUAUUUUAAGUGCUGCUGUGGGCUCAGCUGAAUUUUCAGCCGAACUUUCUUAUAAUAUUCCUGAAAUGAUUAAAUACUUGGACUUAAUCAAUGUUAUGGCCUACGAUCUACAUGGUCACUGGGAUCCAGUGGUGGGCAUUAAUGCUCCUCUCUAUGCAGGACCAUUAGAUACGUCCGAGCGCUCUAAACAACUUAAUUUCGAUGCUAUUGCCAAAUAUUGGAUUAAUCAGGGAGCACCUCGUGAAAAAAUCAUUAUGGGUGUACCAUUUUAUGGACGUUCCUUUACUCUGGCGGACCCUAAUAAUCAUGGCAUUGGAGCUCCACAUAUUGGUCGUGGCUUGGCUGGUCAAUAUUCUGUGGAACCCGGCAUUAUUGGUUACAAUGAAUUGUGCGAAACAUUCCAAAAUCAACAGUCUCUCUGGAACCAAGAAUGGGAGUCAAAUCAAAUGGUGCCAUUUGCCUACUAUGGACGCCAAUGGGUGGGCUAUGAAAACGAAAAAAGUAUUGCUUUGAAAGUUGACUAUGUAAAGAAGGAGAAUUUGGGCGGUAUUAUGAUAUGGUCUAUAGAAUCGGAUGAUUUCAAGGGCGUUUGUGGCCCAAAACGUUAUCCCCUAUUGUCUCUAAUUAAUGAAAUGUUAUUUGGAGCACUACAUUCAGAUUUGUUUAGUAGAAAUCCCGACAUUUUGCGCCCACAAUUACCAACCAAACAAGAAGCCAACACAAUUAUUGCGAGCCAAACCUUAAGUACAAUUAACCCAUGUCUAGGCAAAAACGGUUAUGUACGUGAUUCGAACAAUUGCGGUAAAUUCCAUUUUUGUGAUAACGGUGAAACAUUUACAUUCGAUUGCCCAUCAGCAUUGUAUUUCGAUUUGAAAACUUUAAAUUGUAAUUAUUCAUAUUUAGUCGAUUGUAAAUCGAAUAAUUAAAUUGUAAAAACUUCAGAGGAAUCUGCAGAAAAAAUCUUUUUCUGUACAUUAAAAAUAAAUUUUGAAACUGA